This is a messenger RNA of Doryrhamphus excisus (bluestripe pipefish), 2049 nucleotides long. RefSeq names its product ETS domain-containing protein Elk-3-like. Gene Ontology annotation, biological process: regulation of transcription by RNA polymerase II; cell differentiation. NCBI's taxonomy places the organism in Eukaryota, Metazoa, Chordata, Actinopteri, Syngnathiformes, Syngnathidae. The record is from RefSeq and is a predicted model, not a curated record. Gene Ontology annotation, cellular component: nucleus. Gene Ontology annotation, molecular function: sequence-specific DNA binding; DNA-binding transcription factor activity, RNA polymerase II-specific.
UUUUUUUUUUUGGCUAGCCAUGUGUGCCGACUGCCGUCCGUCAGCGGGUAGGCAGAGGCGAAGAGGAGGGGAGGAAAAGUGUGUUUACACAGACGGCAGAGCGCCUGGGGAAUCGUCGGCGAGAGGAAGUGAGCCGGCUCUGCGUCUGCCUGCUUCUGACUUCCUGCUCCGAAAAAGAAAAAGCUCAGGAUCCGAUUUCAAGAGCAGCACAAGCCGUGUUGUAGCAAGCAUGGAGACACAGGGAAUCUCACUAACGUCGCGCUAAAGUUCCUCGAAGGGGAAGAAAGGCCAAAGAAGUGAACGCAGCCAUGGAUAGUGCCAUCACCCUAUGGCAGUUCCUGCUGCAGCUGCUGCUGGACCAGAGCCACAAGCACCUCAUCUGCUGGACGUCCACCGACGGCGAAUUCAAGCUCCUCAAGUCAGAGGAAGUGGCCAAGCUGUGGGGGCUACGCAAGAACAAGACCAACAUGAACUAUGACAAGCUGAGCCGAGCCCUGCGCUACUACUACGACAAAAAUAUCAUCAAGAAGGUGAUUGGCCAGAAGUUUGUCUACAAGUUUGUGUCCUUCCCCGAGAUCCUGAAGAUGGACCCCCAGAUGGUGGAGAUGGGUUUGGCUUCAGGAAGGUUCCCCCUCCAGGAAGGAGAGGCCCCUGAGCUUGAUGUGGAGGAGGAAGGGGAGGAAGAAGAGGGGGAGGAGGUGCAGAGGAGGACCCUGGCAGCACUGGGGAUGCAGCAGAACCGAAAUGACUACCUCCGCUCGGGGCUCUACUCCUCCUUCAGCAUCGCCUCCCUCCACAACCAGCCGGAGCUGCUGCGAGCGCUGCGGGGGGAGCGCCAGGAGGAGCCGCGCUCCGUAAUCCGAUUUGGGACCAAUGACGGGAGCUCUACCAAAGCUGAAUCGUACACCUCCACCAGACCGCGUAUGCAGCCUCCUCACUCUCACUCCCCCACCUCCUCUAUUAAGCAGACCAUCCAUGAUGAUGAUGAUGAUGAUGAUAAUGAGGAGGAGCAGGAGGAGGACUCUGAGCAGGGUGCCCAGCCCCUUAACCUCUCCUCUGGGCACAGGGAGCGAGCCCGCCAUGCUCCUGAAAAGAGGAGCAGCACCAGUGGAGGAGGAGGCAGAAGCAGUGGCUGCUCCUCCUCCAUUAGUUGUAGUAACCUAGGAGAUGGACUCCCGCCUAAGAGCAAAAAACCCAAAGCUUUGGAGAUCUCCGCCCCCUCCUUGCUGCUGGCAGGGAGCGACAUCGGCUCCAUCGCCCUUAACAGUCCGGCGCUGCCAUCUGGAUCGCUCACUCCCGCCUUCUUCACCACACAGACUGCCUCUGGUCUGCUGCUGGCCCACAGUCCACUCUUGUCUGGCAUCCACUUCUGGAGCAGUCUCAGCCCCGUGGCCCCACUCAGCCCCGCCCGGCUGCAGGGCCACGGAUCCUUGUUCCAGUUCCCCAGCUUAAUCAACGGACACAUGCCUGUCCCCCUGCCAAACCUGGAAGGAACACCCUCCUCCUCUUCGCUCCUGUCACCCAGCUCCCACAAAUCCUGAUCCGGAAAGUUGCCCGUCUUGAAUCGACUUUUGGACAAGUCCUCUUGAGACUGUUUGUGACCUCAUUUUGUUUUGUUUUUGCACUUGGGUUGCUUCAGGUUGCAGCGUUUGGAAAAAAGCACUCGGUUUAAAGCCAUAUUUGUGGAGGCAUUGCUAGCUGCUGAACUCUAGCUAGACGUAGCUCAUUCAUAACCUAUCACUUCUUUUUUCUUCCAGGUCAGCACAAGUGAUGCGUGCUUCACUUAUCAGGCCUUUUCUAUGUAAUGUAUGCACUAUGCUUCUCACAUAGUACCGGCUGUGCCUUAUUUUUGUGUCUUCUAUCCUUCUUCCCCUCCUAUGCCCACUUCAAAAACAAGAUUUCUAAUAACGAAAACCCCUUUUUUAGUACUUGUAAUUUCCUCUUUUUUUAUACUGGACGUGGUAUACAGUAUGUAUUCUGUAUAAUUUUGUAUUGUGAUGAAUGUCAUUCAUUUUCAAUAAAAGCAUCGAAUGCAUUUUUCACAAGAAA